Nanorana parkeri is the source of this 644-nucleotide messenger RNA. It is a transcript of the gene VCF1, whose product is annotated as family with sequence similarity 104 member A. Lineage: Eukaryota; Metazoa; Chordata; Amphibia; Anura; Dicroglossidae. Bases 290 to 619 code for a protein of 109 amino acids. The transcript has 4 exons. The record is from RefSeq and is a predicted model, not a curated record.
GCUGCUAUUGGCUGUCAGCCCCCACGGUGGUGAGAUAGCAGUACGUUGCAGCGUCACCGGGGCCUGUAUCCGGCUGGAGCCUCGGUCUGGGAGGGUGAUGGAGCCCGGUGGGGCUUGUGGGACGAGGAGCUGGACUAGGAGAGGCCGGGGCCGUAGCCUCCGGGAGACUCGGGAGUGUGAAAUAAUCUGCGGAGGUUUCUAAUCCGAACCCGACCCAAAAACCGUCCUCGGGUGUCUCUGGGUGACUUCUUCUCGUGUGAGGCCGGUGCAGCCGGAACCAAGAGACCCCAUGUUGCCUGAUAGCAGGAAGAGAGGGAGAGGCAAUGACGUCUCCCAGCUCCCACAGUCAAAAAGGAGCAACCGGAGUCCCACCUUGCAGGACUGGGAGGCGGAGGCCGAGUCUUUAGGGAGCGACAGCAGCAACAGUAACUUCAGCCUGGACAGAAGCAGCGGCUCGGACAACCUGCAGACUUUGGGCAGCUCAGGCCCCGCCACCCCUCAGCCGGUGUCCGCCCCGGAGCAGUCCGCUCUCAAUCAGGGACCCUACGUGCACAUCAAUCAGAUCCUGAAGGAGGCGCACUUCGCCAGUUUACAGCAGCGCGGCUGCCCCUCCUCCUGACCUGCCCCGCAUCACUCUCCGAGGG